AUGGACUCGAAUCCAAGUGUCGAGGAGCUUACUGAUUACACCUGGGUGGAGAGCGCCGUCGAGAUGAUAUCGCACAUUUUGAACGGCUACCUGACGGCGGCGUUUGUCAUUACCGGAGUCGUCCUGAACCUCUUCUCGAUUUUCAUCUUUCUCCGAUGCGAGCGCACCGGCACCCCAGCCAUCCAGUAUUAUCUGGUGACGCUAACAAUGUGGCAAACAGCCUUGCUGUGCAAUGCCUUCCUUCUGUAUUCCCUGCCAAAUUUGCUAUACGGGAAGCUGAUAUCCACGGGGAGCUACGUCCACAUUUAUCCUUACGUCUAUACGUUUGCGAAUACCACACAUACAGGGUCCGUCUGGAUAGUCCUCACGCUGACUAUCGAUAGAUAUUUGGCCCUGUGCCAACCACUGAAACAUCGAGCCAUCGGGAAGCGCAGCCGUGUCAAGCGGUUGAUGCUGGUCGUCUCGCUGCUGGCGUGCCUCUUCUCGCUGCCGCGCUUCUUCGAGGUGCAUGCUGUUGAGAUAUGCCAGGCAGUAAAGGCUCCAAACGGAACAACAACAAUGGGACCAACAACCGCAACAAUAACUGCUGACUUGAACGCGAGUCGCGACGACACUCAAUACAUUUGUUAUCCGGCUAUUGACCGGACGGCGCUUUUUGAUGACCGUCUCUACUGGUCCGUCUACCACAUCGUGCUGGCCAUGAUGUUCGUCACGCUGUGCCCCUGCUUGCUAUUGUGCGCCCUGACGGCGAGGAUCUCGAUCGAAUUGCGAAAUGCAGUGGCUCAGCGACGGCAGCUUUGCCCGCCAAAUUUGGAUAUCGACAGGCGAUGCAAGGCGAAAGCUACGGUAUAUAGCAGAAAGGAGCACAAAGCGAACAUCAUGCUCGUGCUGGUCAUCGCCAAGUUCCUGAUCUCCGACAUCUUGCCCACCGUUGCCGAUCUGCUGGAGCACAUCGUCGGCAAAGAGGAGUUCAUGUCGAGCUCGAUGGCCUCACUAUUCGUGGAUAUCAGCAACUUCCUGCUGGUGCUGAACUGCUCAUCCAACUUCUGGGUGUUCAUCAUCUGGGGCAAACGGUUCCGGAAAUCCGUCAAGAAUUUCCUCGUCUCGACGUCGUGCGGCGCCGCCCUCUACAAGAUGACGCACUUCGGCUCGGAGACGGUCGGUUUUACUGACGUGACCUCGGUGCUGAUCCCUACCGUAUCCCCACUCGGCGCCCCGUUCGACACCAAAAGGUCACAGCGCACCCAUUUGGCCGUGUCAUCCAAGUGCACCGAGAUCCGCACGUACGCCUCUACAGCGAAUACGGUCCGGAAUGGGAGCUCAAACUGCUGGGACUACGAGAAGAAUGCCAUGUUGCAGCAGUUGGAGCACCAGCGGUUGCUCAGUUCU
Mesorhabditis spiculigera is the source of this 1389-nucleotide messenger RNA. The record is from the annotation of a GenBank genome assembly. Lineage: Eukaryota; Metazoa; Nematoda; Chromadorea; Rhabditida; Rhabditidae.